Molecule: messenger RNA, 4003 nt
Organism: Saccostrea echinata
Lineage: Eukaryota; Metazoa; Mollusca; Bivalvia; Ostreida; Ostreidae
Exons: 7
Coding region: 1-1938 (645 amino acids)
Source: RefSeq, a predicted model, not a curated record
AUGAACUUUUUAGAAAUGGAAGAAACCGACGCUUUCUACGACUCAUGUCGCACGAGGGCGCUACACGAGUUUAAUGAUGAUUUAGAACAAUCCCUUGAACUAACGAAAGACGUUCUUGAUGCACUGGUUCAAAACAAAUUAAUUUCAAAUCAUGUGAUGGAUAUUUUAAGCGGGCCAUCUUUGGAUAACGAAGCUAAAGUUCAGGGAGUUCUGUUUAACAUCAAAAAAAAUAUGACAGAGGAUAAAUUCAACAGAUUCCUUAGCGUCAUUGAGAACACUGGUUUAAGACACAUCGCAAAAGCGAUCUGGAAGAGCUACUCUGAGAGGGCGAAUGUCUUUCAACCUAAGACGAAACACGUUGGUUGCCAAACUGAGAACAAUGUGCCAACAAAACUUCCGAUCAAAGAGAGACAAAAACUUUAUCGAAUUUAUGACAAACUUAACAAAGGGUUGAAGGGUAAACAUGGCCGACGCUUUCAAUUUGAUAACUCUCCCAAACCUGACGAAAAUUCAAUUCGAGUAGAAGAUGUCGAUAGAGAAAUAGAUAAAUUAUUGGAGGUGUUCCAUGAGCAAAUACAUUACAUUGCCAAAUUCUGUGAUAAACUUGGACUUCAUGCUCACGAGUUACCGACCGUAAGCCAGGAAAUAGAAAAGCUUGUUGGAAAAUGCAAGACGUUAGAAGCGAAAGUGAACAGUCUGUCUGUAAACGCAUUGUUUAGUCAAUACUUAAAGGAAGAAACCAGCGCCUCUUCUUUUUCAAGUACAACCCAGAAGGAAAAGGAAAAAUAUCCGGAACAAAUAAAUUACAGAACUAGUACACCUGUACCAACUUUAGACCUUCAAACAACGCCAAGAACAAAAGUGAACAAUAUAGGGAGAGGCAACAGUAAAAUCCACUUUGAAGAUCGUGAUGUGAUUAAAAAGGACCCACAAGACAAAGAAUCGUUUCUGAAUCAUCGAAAAUCGUCAAAACAGACGACGACAACGACGACGACAAAUGGAUUCCGUAUCGAAACCACAAGGACAAGCGCUAUAAUGCAAACUCAUUUGUCCCCAUUCGAGAUCGCCAUUCUCGAGCCUAAAACCAGAGAGGGUGUUCACUUUCCCUCACGUGAUUAUAAUACAAAAACCAGUCAUCAAAAUUUUCAGUUUGGAAACGGGUCGAAACACCACGUACAAGGAAAUCAAGGUGAUAUUCCAAGGACAGAAAUUAAUACAAACAUGCGGCAAUCGAUUUUCUUCAUUCUUCUUGUUGUACAGUUUGUGGUUUGUCUUUCUCGUCGUUUGAAGGCGGAUCCUGUGAAGUUUAAAGACUGUAGCCAUGUACGAGCUCUGGGUCAUCUGAAGAACGGCACAUAUACAUUAUGGAUGAAUGACACAACACCCUUCAAGGUACGUUGUGAACAUGGAGCCUCUAACUCUUUCACCGUGAUUCUUCGGAGGAUGUAUGGAACAGAAAACUUCUACCGUGGUUUCCAUGACUACCAGUAUGGGUUUGGUCAUCCCCAGGGAGAUUACUGGGCGGGACUUAACCAAAUCUACUACUUGACCACUACAGGUAACAACAUCCUAACUAUCAACAUGCAGGACUGGUACGGUAACAAUAGGAAUGUUCGCUACAAUCACUUCCGGGUCAAUGCUGCGCCAUAUUUCCAGCUUUCCAUCGGGUCUUUUCAAGGUCAAGUUCCAGAUGACCUUUCAUUUAACAAUGGCAUGUAUUUUGCUACCUACGACAAACCCGAUGCACAUAGUUGCGCUGUCCAUCAGAAAGGGGGAUGGUGGUACAAUUACUGUACCUUCGCACUCCCCACGGGGGUAUACUACCACGGGGGACCCUACACGCCCUCUGGUGGAUAUUACGACGGUAUUUACUGGAAAGAUUGGCAAGGAUACGGAUAUUCUCUGAAAUAUUUAGCCAUGACUGUUUCAAAUUCAUAAGGUGAACGUAAAGGCGAUGUAUAAUACUGCAGAUUUUGCGUGCAUAAAAGUACAAUAACUGAUGUAGAUAUUGUAAAGAUGUCAACAAAAUGCAAGCAGAAGAAAACAUAUGAAAACUUUUUGUUUGUUUGUUUUUUAGAUUGUAGGAAUUGUGAAGAAUUUAUCAAACUACGAAUGUAAAUUACGAACUUCUGAACCUCGAGUGGGAAAAAAAAGUCACCAUUUGGAUAAUUUUAUGAAGUUAUUGAACAAUUUUAUAGUGUUUGUAAACGUACUAACAAAAAUUAUUUUCAGUAUGUUGGGUGUGAAGAGGAGAGAACAUAGAUUCUUAUUGUCAUUCGUUUAUUGUAGUGUACAUGUAUACCAAUAACAAACUCUAGAAAAUGUCAUAUUUGAGGUUGCGGAAAGUUAAUUAAGAAUAUAACCAGUAACACUAAUCUAAAAAUAAUUAUUAAGUACAUGUACCAGCGAUGUUGAUUAACCCUCUCAUUAUGGUGGUCAUCAAAUACUAGUAAUUACAUCUACAUGUAACUACUUGCCAUUUGCAUUUAUUAGCAUAAUAAUGAGAGUGUUAUUGAAUUUAUAUCAGUGUAUUUUUGCACGAAUAUAAGAUUUUCAAUUACAUAAUUAUGUUAAUGCAUUUUGAAACCGAAUGAGUAUCGUUAUUCAUGAAAGUAAAUUCAAAAAUUUGGGUUUUUUUAAUUUUUUUUUUUUUUAGACAGGUCUGUAGUAUCUCUGUGUUUAGUUUAUCAGUUAAGGCAUAUUUUUAUGCUAUAGUAUGCGUGCAUUAGCAUAGAUUAUAAGGGCCUUGCAACUAGAAGUUGGUGUAUGGGUACCCUAUAGUAAUAAAUUUGUCCGUCUGUCUGUCUUUCCGAUCAACACUUUUUGUGACGCGACAACUGAUUAGUAAUCCCUAGUCCUGAUUAAAUUAGAAUAUCACUAAAUGGCUGCACCUAGUCCUGAUUAAAAUAUCACUAAAUGGCGUCACAAAGUCUUAAUCAGAAUAUCACUAAAUGGGUUGCACCUACAUGUAGUCCUGAUUUGAAUAUCAAUAAAUUGCUGCCCUUAGUCCUAAUUAGAGUACCACUAAAUUUGUUGUACACCUAAUCCUGAUUAGAAUAUCACUAAACGGCUGCACCUAGUCCUGAUUAGAAUAUCACUAAAAAUGGUUACACCUAAUCCUGAUUAGAAUAUCACUAAACGGCUGCACCUAGUCCUAAUUAGAAUAUUACUUAAUAGCUGUAUCUAGUCCUGAUUAGAUUAUCACUAAAUGGGAUGCACCUUUUCUUGAUAAGAAUUUCACUAAAUAGCUGUAUCUAGUCCUGAUUUGAAUAUCGCGAAAUAAAUUACAUACUCUGAUAAGAAUAUCAUAAAUGGGUUGUACCUGCCCUGAUUACAUACCAGUAUCUCUAAAUGGAUUUUUCAUGAAUACGUAAUUAAAAAGAAACAUAUCUUUUUAAAGUUAUAAAUGAAAUGCCUAGCAAAUUUUUUUUUUCAAAAGGUCUGAUAAUAUAGCUCCCAUUUUACAGAUAAUAACACAUGUAUUUAUCUUUUGUACCCAGUGGUAUAAUGAAUUAAUGUUUAAUUUUCUCCCUGAAAUUUAAUAUUGAUCACCUAUUUUGUGAAAAUUUUUUUUUUCCUUUCGUAAUCAUGAAUAGGAGUAUGCAUAAUUAUAUGCAAUAAGACUUGGAAGGAAAUUAUUCGAGUUUGAGGCGGCAAAGCUCUGGAACUCUCUACUAAAAGAAGUUAGAUUCUUCUCUUCCAGUCAGUUCCAAAUUUUAAUUUCAACAUACAUGUAGUGUUAAAUUAAAUUACUGCAGUAUGAGCUCCUGCAAUCUCCAGACUUUCCUGCCUCAAUCUUAACUACUCCCCCCCCCCCUCUCUCUCGUUGAUGUUCAGUUGAUCUUCACUAAAUAAUUGAUUUCUCACCCUUAGUUUAUUUCUCUGUCAGAUCUAUUCUUGAUGACAUGUUGUAAAUUAAUACAAUAUAUUUGUAUGUAUUUUAUUUUUUCUCUUUUAUGUACAUAUAAGUUUUAUGUGUUUUUAUAAUAAAUUUAAUGCUUAA